Geodia barretti is the source of this 2662-nucleotide messenger RNA. The record is from the annotation of a GenBank genome assembly. NCBI's taxonomy places the organism in Eukaryota, Metazoa, Porifera, Demospongiae, Tetractinellida, Geodiidae.
GCCUUUACUCGUGGUAUCCCGCUAGUAGCUCGCGGAGAGUCUGACACGGGCUAGCUACAGUAGUAAAUAGCAUGCGGGAGUCGAUACAUGCCCUUCGUUGUGACUUGUUGUGCCUUCAAGACACACAGAGCGAACGGACGCGGUCGGGAAAUCCCAAGAGGGAGAGGUUGUUCCAGAGCUGUCUCAACUGUAUGGCAGGAGGUCUCGAGAUGCAAUAGCCAAGGAAUUCAAUCUCCAAACUCCACUCUAUUUCUCCUACACCCACUUAGUCUGUCGCACCGCCAAAGAUGUGGUGGAGAGGAGAGAUCUGAGUCAUCCAGUCCACUCUGAUAACUGCAUCCUGAACGAGGCCACUGGAGAAUGUGACAAAGUCCCUCCUGCCUACACCUGGAGAGCAGUGCCAUUCUGUACCUCAAUGAUGAGUUUGAAGGAGGAGACUUCUUCUAUGCACACACUACAAAAGACCUCUCACCUGAGGAGACGGUGAGUCCAAAGUGUGGUCGUCUGGUGGCCUUCUCAGCAGGGAAGGAGAACAUGCACGGAGUACUGGCUGUCACCAAGGGCAGUAGGUGUGCCGUGGCUCUCUGGUUCACCCUUGACCCCAACCACAAGGAGGCUACCUUCUCCAUGGCUGAGGAGACUGUUUCAUGAGAUCAAGACUGUUUCAUGAUAAGAAUUUUGUCUACGACUGAUUCAAAUUGUGUUGUUCUUUUCUCUCUUGUACCAAUUAUGCAGCUGCAAGUGUGGACAUUGUAAUUCACUUGUGCGUCACUAGAUAAUAAUGACAAAGAAUCACAUUAUAACCAUACCUAUUGUGGUGUAAGUAAUGAUCGCGUUAUGGGUGUGGAUUAGUUAUUCUCUCUAAGCUUCCCUGCGAAGCCUGUAUAAAUGUUCUUGUCUGACCCUCAAAAGCACAAGCUGUGGGGAGGGAAGGACAGUAAAAAGCCAAGACUACUUAUUUGCAGUCAUAUGACGUACCCCUCCUCAGGAAGUUAGAGCAAGAGUGGUGGCUAAUAGUUGAACCUUCAGAACUACUAUCAUGUUUGAAGAAUUGGAUAUCUUCUCAUGUAAUUGCCAUUUCUUCCUUUUAUAGCUACCCUCUUCGAUAGAACAACCAUGACAUUGACUGUGAUUUAAACUGCUGCUUGGGACCUGUACUACAUGGGCAGUGAGCUCUACCAUAGGAACCAGUGGCAGGAGCAGGUGGAUGUGAUGGAGACCUCUCUACAGGAACUGCCCAGGGCUCUCCAGCGGUGCAGGGAUGAGUGCUAUGGUCCUCUCUGACUUGGCGGCAGAAUGGGCUUUGCUCAGAUGGUUAUCCACCCGAUGAUCACACUGAAGGAGUGUCAGAGCCAGUGUAUCCACAAACUGGGAGAACCGUGAGGUUUGACAAGACCGAUGACUUCUUUGGCAGCUACUUCCACUACCUCCAGUAUGGCUACCACAUGUUGAAUGCAAGUCUACCAGCCAUCCAGGCAUCAGCCACACAGCUACAGUUGGAACCCCACAGUGAUGUAGCCAAGAAAAACGCUGUCUUCUACCGACAGCAACAUGGAGUCACUCGCAAGGACUUCAUUCCACGAGAGGAUGUACAGCCACUGAUAGAGUCCAUGGAUCUGGAGCAUUCCUUCAUGCAUGUCCUGGAUGAGUUGUCAGGUCAUCUGGAGCAGUUUGGGGAGGAGAGACAGGGAGGAGAGGAGGGACAGGACGAUGCUGAACUGCUGGACAAUGAUUUCUUAGCCUAUCCUCCUGCCAAUAUGCCACAAACAGAAGAAUGGGAAUGGCAAGAGUGGAAUAAGCCUGAAAUAGUGAGGUUCACAACUGACCCAGACCGUAUGCUGGCAGACAAUGUUUUAUCUCAAGACCAGUGUGACAAACUACUAGAGUUGGCCAAGUACUGUAAAGAGGGAGAUGGCUACCAACGCAAGGCCCCCCACACUUACAACGAGCUCUUUGAAGAACUCAACAUUCUUGAUGCAGCCAAGAAAUCCCAGGAGGGAGAGGUUGUUCCAGAGCUGUCUCAACUGUAUAUCAAUGCCAGCAGGAGGUCUCGAGAUGCAAUAGCCAAGGAAUUCAAUCUCCAAACUCCACUCUAUUUCUCCUACACCCACUUAGUCUGUCGCACAGCCAAACAUGUGGUGGAGAGGAGAGAUCUGAGUCAUCAUGUCCACUCUGAUAACUGCAUCCUGAACGAGGCCACUGGAGAUUGUGACAAAGUCCCUCCUGCCUACACCUGGAGAGACUACAGUGCCAUUAUGUACCUCAAUGAUGAGUUUGAAGGAGGAGACUUCUUCUAUGCACACUCUACAAAGGACCUCUCACCUGAGGAGACGGUGAGUCCAAAGUGUGGUCGUCUGGUGGCCUUCUCAGCUGGGAAGGAGAACAUGCACGGAGUACUGGCUGUCACCAAGGGCAGGAGGUGUGCCGUGGCUCUCUGGUUCACCCUUGACCCAAACCACAAGGAGGCUACCUUCUCCAUGGCUGAGGAGAUUCUCCACGAGAUUAAGACUGUUUCAUGAUAGGGAUUUUGUCUACAACUGAUUCAAAUUAUUUUUUGUACCAAUUAUGCAGCUGCAAGUGUGGACAUUGUAAUUCACUUGUGCGUCACUAGAUAAUGACAAAGAAUCACACUAUAACCAUACCUCUCCUGGUGUAUGUAUUG